AAAUGACUGCAGAGCAGCGGGCUAGGAGAAACGAAAUCAACAGACAAAGCAGGAAAAAAAAGAAGAAUGAGGUGAUAGAAAUGAAAGAUAAAUUGAAGAAACAUGAAGAUGAGAUGAAGAAUUUAAGGAUAGAGAAUGCAGAAUUGGAACAUGCCAAGGUUUCAAUGGGGGAAGAGUUGCAGGCUCUAACAGCUGUGAAAGAUAAGCUGGAAAGCGAUCUUGAAGAAUUUAAGCAAGAAAGGGAUAAGCUAAAUGCUUUUCUCCAAGAGCUAUUAAAAGAUAAGGAUUUUAAGUUCAUAAAAGGGGGGGACAAACAUGAUAUGAAGCCAACACAAGAUCAUUCUCCUUCAGAUGAAGAAAGCCACUCAGAAAAAGAAAUUUCGGCUGGCAACUUCGAUGGUGGUGACUCUGAAGAUGACAAUGAUUAUAAAAUGAAAAAGAAGCGUGCGGCACGUUCAGCUUCAAGUGAAGGUCGUUCUGGCAAGGUUCCUAAGUUUGCAUGUUAUGAUGCCAGAGCUGAUCAGAGACAUGGAUCUACAAGUAAUCAUACUGCCAUGGUCAAGGAUCCCUACUCCAUUGCUGACUGCAUUCGUAUUUUAAAUACCAUGGGAGACAUACCGUAUACUAUCGUAAAGAAAGCAACAGAUAAAUUUAAGUCACCCGAUGAUAGGGAAACUUUUGUUGAACUACGUGAAGAUUGGAGAAUGGACUGGGUGAAAGAUUUGGAGAAUGAUGCUUAAAGAAAUUUUUCUAGUUAUAUUUAAAAUUUAAGGAACAGUUUCUUUUUUUUUUUUGGAUAUUGGGAACUUUGUUUUGUUUGAAUUAAACUUUAUUGUGAUUG
Rubroshorea leprosula is the source of this 841-nucleotide messenger RNA. NCBI's taxonomy places the organism in Eukaryota, Viridiplantae, Streptophyta, Magnoliopsida, Malvales, Dipterocarpaceae. The record is from the annotation of a GenBank genome assembly.